CAGCCGCUGCCCUACUUCCACGCCCUAUUUGACUUUGAACACCGACUUUGCUCUCUUUCAAACACCUUCUCGCAUAUAACUUCUCACGAUCCCUUUGUCCAUCCUCAAGCUCUGGAGCAGCGCGGCUUUAGAGAGCUCCCCACUUCACCAUGGAUCGGUUCGCAGGCAAUCAGAAGCUGCCAUUUUCCAAGAAGAGGCUGCCAAAGAGGGUCAUAUUCUCAUAUGUCCUCGACUACUUGAUAAUAAUAGUCCUCAUUGGCGCUUUCUACGCAAUCGAUAAGAUCGAGCCCUACCACCAGCAGUUCUCUCUGAAGAACUACACACUACAUUAUACAUAUGCCGUCAAGGAGCGAGUGCCAGUCCCGCUGCUCAUCGUGCUGGUCGUUGGGUUUCCAGCCGCCGUGAUCGCAGUCUACACUCUGGUCAUCGAUGGCCUGUUUUCGCACGCGAUACCGACUGCGCCCAAGUCGGGGAUGAGGAGAAUGCUCACGGGGCGAUACAGGUUCAAGGAUAGGCUAUGGGAGUUCAACUGCGGCCUGCUCGGUCUCGCUCUUGCGGUUGGUGCCGCCUUCACCAUAACUGGAGCCUUGAAGAACGCGAUUGGAAAGCCGAGGCCAGACCUCAUAGAUCGAUGUAAACCUCUUGUUACAGAGGAUCCUGGCCCGCUACUGCUCUCAAACUAUACUAUUUGCACGCAGGAAGAUCAAUACAUCUUCCGCGAUGGCUUCAAGAGCUUCCCUUCGGGUCACAGCAGCUCUGCGUUUGCCGGGCUGUUCUACCUUUCCAUAUACUUGGCAGCGAAAAUGCACGUAUUAGACUCCAAAGGCGAGGUCUGGAAGACGUUUAUCGUCAUGGUUCCCACCCUGGCUGCAGCUUUAAUAGCUGGCUCGCGAAUCAUGGACGCUCGUCACCACCCGUUCGACGUCAUCACAGGAAGUCUGCUUGGGAUGCUCACUGCGUGGGGAUCUUACCGGCAAUACUUUCCACCAGUAUCUGAGACGUGGAGAAAAGGACGGGCAUACCCCAUCCGAAGCUGGGGCAAAGAUCCCCUAGCUCCGGAACAGAGACUCGUUCACGAGGAUUCUAUACCACUGCAGCCCAUCGUAAAAGUGAGGGACGAGGAGCGCCGGGGAUCCGGAUCGUCGACCGGUGUCGCUGAGCACCAAGGCAACGUGUUUCGCGAACAGAUAUCCGCCUCCCAACGACAACGAGCAGUCAACAACCAAUCUCCGUACAACCCACCUGCACCACCUGGCUAUGGAGUACCGCGCCGCGAAGAGACUCAAAGCUCAACAUACUCGCAGCAAGUCCCUCCAGGCCGCAAUCCCUUCCUACAGGCUCCUCCUCGCCACGAUAAUUAUGACGAGUCCUCGUCCGAAGACGAAUACGACGACUUGUCGCGCCAGUACACACUCUCGAACCCUCAACGCGGCGCUAUCAGCCCCUACGAGCCCAACAAUAACCUAGAAGAUACCUCAUAUCCUUCGCAGACGAUACCCCCUGUGCAGGCAACGAUCCACACUCCGCCUGGAGUCCACCGCAGCGACGGAGAGCGCUCCAGCUCCGUCCCGAGAAGGCCCAUCGGCGAGCCUGAACGACAGCGGGGCGUGCAACUAACUGAAUCAUACGCAUAAAAAGACAGCCGCCAAUUGCAUAUCGAGAUAACCUUUUUUUUGAUACUGCCAUAUUACUCUCAAGUCUAUCACGACCACGCUGGCUAUGUUUUUGAUUUAUCAUUUGCAAGGCGUUACGGGGUAUCUAUCGGGCAGCAACACAAUUGCUUCUCUCUAUGAUGUCGGUGGUAUUUGGUGCCUAGGUUUGUUGGCCGUUUUUUAGCGGGCAUCUGGACUGCGCAGUGUCGCGCGUUACGAGAAUCUUUCGUGUGCAGGCUUGUAUUGUAUUGAGGAUGGAAAUGUUCUAUGCAGAUACAAUAUACUGUUGAAUUUGUAACAGUUUUUGAUGCAUCUGUG
Messenger RNA from Pseudovirgaria hyperparasitica, 1970 nucleotides. RefSeq names its product PAP2-domain-containing protein. The coding region runs from base 150 to 1634 and encodes 494 amino acids. Lineage: Eukaryota; Fungi; Ascomycota; Dothideomycetes; Acrospermales; Acrospermaceae. Gene Ontology annotation, molecular function: phosphatidate phosphatase activity. Gene Ontology annotation, biological process: phospholipid metabolic process. The transcript is spliced from 4 exons. The record is from RefSeq and is a predicted model, not a curated record.